AUGGACCACUCGCAGGCCAAUAAUAGCUUUCCUUCUAGAAUUGACCUCGAACAGAAUCUGAAUGGAGACUCUUUAUUUGGGGCUCUAGGACAAGAGAAAGAGAUAGAGGUCAUUAUCACCUGUACUUCAAUUCCUAAUCCACUUGCAGAUGAGCCGUCCGAUUCAGAUUCUGAGGAUGAUUUUAAUUAUCCCGAGGGUGGAUUGCAAGCUUGGCUUGUUGUUUUCGGAUCAUGGUGUGGCAUGUUUUGCAGUUUCGGUAUUGCGAAUUCCACAGGUACAUUUCAAGCCUAUCUGUCUACGAACCAGUUGGCAGCAUAUUCUGAUUCGCAAAUUGGAUGGAUUUUCUCCUUAUACUCAUUCAUUUUAUUCUUCGGUGGCAUCUAUAUUGGACCAGCAUUUGAUAUCUAUGGGCCAAGGUAUUUGGUGCUACCAGGAAGUGGUUUACUCGUUCUUUCGGUUUUUCUAUUUGGGGAAUGUACUGAGUACUGGCACUGGUUCGUUGUAUUCAGUAUACUUGGUGGUUUUGCCAGUUCACUCACCUUCACUCCAUCAAUCGCAGUGAUUGGUCACUGGUUCCAUAAGAAGCGUGGAUAUGCAACUGGAAUUGCCUCCACUGGUGGCGCUUUUGGUGGUAUUGUCUUUCCACUUCUCUUGGAGAACCUCAUCCCGAAAAUUGGUUUCGCAUGGACAAUGCGAGUAAUGGGAUUUAUUUUCGUUUUCGUCACAGUUAUAGCCAAUCUCCUCAUCAAACCUCGUCUUCCCCGCUCUCGAACCGCCCAAAGCCCUCACCCAAACUUUAAAAUCUUCAAAAAGCCGGAAUUCGCCUUCACUGUUCUAGGUGUAUAUCUUCUCGAAUGGGCAUUUUUCCUCCCAGUCACGUAUAUCACAUCUUAUGCUCUCUAUGAAGGAUUUCCCUCGGCAAUCUCUUAUCAAUCUCUACCCAUCAUGUGUGCUGCAUCAGUUUUUGGUCGUUUCUUACCAGGUCUACUUGCCGACAUUAUUGGUCGAUUUAAUACUCUCCUUCUAGCCCUCUUCCUUACCGUCUUUGCCUGCUUCGCCGUAUGGCUUCCUUUCGGAAACACCUACCCGGGUCUAAUUUGCUCCGCCAUAGUACUUGGUUUCGCAAGCGGUAGCAACGUCGGUCUAACGCCUGUUUGCGUAGGCCAAUUAUGCGAGACCAAAGAUUAUGGUCGAUAUUAUGCGACUUGCUAUUCGGUAGUCAGCAUUGGAUGUUUAACUGGUGUUCCGAUUGCUGGGGCUCUAAUCGAGGCUUGCGGUGGUGCAUAUUGGGGGUUGAUUUCGUUCACGGGUAUAUGCUAUGGCGCCAGUGCUGUGGCCAUGAUGGUCGCAAGGGGCUAUGGUAGUGGAUGGAAAUGGAAUGCUAAAUUUUAA
This is a messenger RNA of Sclerotinia borealis F-4128, 1392 nucleotides long. Lineage: Eukaryota; Fungi; Ascomycota; Leotiomycetes; Helotiales; Sclerotiniaceae. The record is from the annotation of a GenBank genome assembly.